GUAGUCAUACGUUGGCCCGAUGCGAGCCACUCGUGUCCCGCGCAUUCUCCUCGCGCUUUCUCUUUCUCGCUGUGUAUCUCUCCUCCUCCUCCUGCUCCUCUCGGCCACGUUGCGGGUCCUUUGACGGAGAGUCCUUCUGACCUACUGCGCGCUUCAGUCUUUCCAAAAGGAAUCUUUUCCCACCCGCGCGGGUCUGCGAUCAUUGCUUCAGAUUAGCGACUCGGUCGAGAUUCAUUUGCGUCUGAAACGCGCGUGCAUCCAAUAGACGCCAGUGUGCUCCUGAUGCACAGCAACAGCCGGUUUAAUGUGAUCAGGCCCUGCCCCAGUGAAAGUAGAUUAGUUUAGUGGAUUUCCAGUAAAUAUUGGCUCCAGCGCCAAUAAGGUGCCGUUGACGUGCCUCUCGCGUGUCUUUGCAACGAGUAAUCAGCUGUGAUUGACACCGUCGAUACGAGAGCCGAUAGAUUAACAAUCAUUGUUCGUAGCAAUGGAUACCUUCCUCAUUAUUGGACUUUGCAUCAUUUGUUAUGAAGUUUGUGAACUCAUUACACGUUACGCGACUCCGCAGGUUAUUGAGACUCAAGAUUUGAGGUCUUCAGCUAAAUCGAAAAUUUACUCCAUUUCCGAUAAAAUACAGAAGCCUGCGAAUUGCUGUUCGAAGUAAAUGAUAUUUAUCAAGUGAAAAAGUGCGAGGAGAAGCAGAUGAUGAAUAUUGUCAAGUGAAGCCAUAAGAGGAUUUCAAGUGUGGAUUUUAUGUUAAAAGUUGUUAAUAAAUUAUGGAUUCUCUACUGAAGAAUGUAAUUAAAUUGAUUUUAAAUAGACGGACUUUAAAUUUAUAUUGAAAAAUGUGGCAGAGAAUGUACUCAAGUUUUGAAAUUUCAAAGUCUUUUGAUGUACAGAGAGCAAUUGGAAGUUUACCGUCUUGUUGGCAAAUUGCAAUUUCCCAAAGCAGAAUUCUGCCAAAGAAGUGAUUCUGUAGUGACGACGACAAAGAGCACUUCUCCCUUUAGGAGCCGAAUUAGGUCCGGGCAUAUGUCACAGCAGCGUUGAGAAAGCGCCUGAGGCGUCUUGAGCACAACUCAAACUAACGCUCAAUCACAUGAAACUACCGCAACAGUAUCGGGUCACUGAAUACAAAAACGAUAAGUAAACUCCAAUUUUCUCGGCAGAAACCAACUGCGAACCCCGAUUCCACGGAAAUGUAGUCCCUUGGUAAUUGAAGGAAUUGUUCUAUUCACGUUAAAGUGAAUAGGAAAUUAGAUGAAUCAUGAAAGAGUGAAUUUUAGAGAUCGCAAAGUGGGAAGUGAAAAGAUGGUUUGAGUGAGAAAUGUGGACGGUGUUUCGGUGACCCCUUUCAGCGGCCGGGAAACCCACGGGGUAUUAACGUGGUAAGAGAGAUGGACUCGUUGAAGUGUCUAAUGAGCGCCGCUCCUCAUCAACCACCUCUCCUGGCUGCUGCUUCGAGAUCACAGAAUCCAUUUGUUCAAGCCAAACUCUGUUCUGUAGUUGGUCGCAAAGGACGUCAUCUCAGAAUCAGUUUUUGUCUCACAGGCGAUACCAUGGAUGUCAUUAAACAGUGUCUCGUCUACUUCAAAGCUUCCGCGCUGGUGGGAGGCGAGUUCGACAUCGAAUUAAACUUCGUAAUUCCAGAUCCACAGAAUAUCAGACAUAUGCUGGAAUUGUUAGAUCAUUGCACGCCAAAUCUACAGGCUGAAAUAUGGAGCGUCUUUAUAGCCAUUUUGAGAAAAAGUGUCCGCAACUUACAAGCAUGUACAGAUGUCAAUCUUAUCGAACAUGUUUUGCAUCGAUUGUCACGAGCAGAAACUGUUGUUGCAGAUUUAAUGAUCGACAUGUUGGGAGUUCUGGCGAAUUACAGCAUCACGGUAAAAGAACUAAAACUCCUUUUUGGCGCAAUGAAAGCAGUCAAAGGAAAGUGGCCACGACAUUCGCCGAAAUUAUUGAAUGUCCUUCGACAAAUGCCCCAGAGGAAUGGACCUGAUGUUUUUUUCAGUUUUCCAGGGAGACAAGGAUCGGCGAUCGUUUUACCACCACUCGCAAAAUGGCCGUAUGAAAGCGGAUUUACUUUUACGACAUGGUUCAGAUUGGAUCCCAUCAACUCUGUUAAUAUUGAACGAGAAAAGCCAUAUCUAUACUGUUUCAAGACAAGCAAGGGAAUCGGCUAUUCUGCACAUUUUGUUGGCAAUUGCCUCGUUUUGACGUCUAUGAAAAUGAAGGGCAAAGGAUUGCAACACUGCGUCAAAUAUGAAUUUCAACCGCGAAAGUGGUACAUGAUUGCGGUGGUGUAUAUAUACAAUAGGUGGACAAAGAGCGAAAUCAAGUGCUUAGUUAAUGGUCAGUUAGCUUCUAGUACAGAAAUGACGUGGUUCGUGUCGACAAAUGAUCCUUUUGAUAAAUGUUACAUCGGCGCUACACCAGAACUGGACGAGGAGCGUGUUUUCUGUGGCCAGAUGAGUGCCAUUUAUCUUUUUAGUGAAGCUCUAACGACGCAUCAAAUUUGUGCAAUGCACAGGCUAGGACCGGGUUACAAGAGUCAGUUUCGCUUUGACAACGAAUGCUACCUGAAUCUGCCUGACAAUCACAAAAGGGUGAGUCAAGAGCUGGAGCUCUCGAGCAUGAAGGACCAAAGUAUGCGACCCGUGCUUUAUGAUGGGAAGCUGUCCAAUGCAAUUGUGUUCAUGUAUAACCCAGUAGCGACGGACUCUCAACUGUGUCUACAGAGUGCACCGAAAGGAAACAUUUCUUACUUUGUACAUACUCCACACGCCUUGAUGUUGCAGGACGUCAAAGCUGUAAUCACACAUUCCAUACACAGUACACUGAACUCAAUUGGAGGAAUCCAAGUACUUUUUCCUUUAUUUUCACAAUUGGACAUGCCUUACGAUUGUGUAUCUCCGAAUGACAUUCAAAGGGAUCCUGCCUUAUGUUCAAAAUUAUUAGGGUUCAUUUGUGACAUGAUGGAAAGUUCACAAACAGUUCAGCAGCAAAUGGUUUUAAAUAGAGGAUUUGCUGUAAUUAGUUACAUGCUUCAAAGAGCGAGUAGAGAGCAUUUGACGAUAGAUGUUCUCACUUCGUUUUUGGAGCUUACGAAACACCUUGUCACAUGUUUCAGUGCGAACAGUGAUCUGCUGUUAAAACAGAUGAUUUAUUUUCCAUUCCUGACAUGGCAGCUGUUGGAUCACGUCCUCUUUAACCCGGCUUUGUGGAUAUACACUCCAGCUCCAGUUCAAAUUCGACUCUACUCUUACCUUGCUACGGAAUUCCUUAGCGACACUCAAAUCUAUUCGAAUGUGAGGCGAGUAUCCACAGUUAUGCAGACUGUUCACUCCCUCAAAUACUACUACUGGGUUGUUAAUCCGAGGUCCAAGAGUGGAAUUACGCCAAAAGGACUCGAUGGAACACGACCUCCACAAAAGGACAUUUUGACAAUACGAUCGUACAUCCUGUUAUUUCUGAAGCAACUCAUUAUGAUAGGACAUGGUGUGAAGGAGGACGAAAUUCAAACCGUUCUUAAUUAUCUAACGACAAUGCACGAGGAUGAAAAUCUUCACGACGUCUUACAAAUGCUUAUCACAAUGGUUUCUGAAUAUCCAUCGUCUCUAGUGCCAGCUUUCGAUUCUAAACACGGGGUCAGGACAGUCUUCAAGCUUUUGGCAGCAGAAAGUCAAUUAAUACGACUUCAAGCACUCAAGUUAUUAGGUUUCUUUCUCAGUCGUAGCACUCACAAGAGGAAAUACGAUGUUAUGAUUCCUUAUAAUUUGCACUCGUUGCUUGCCGAAAGAUUAAUGUUGAACGAAGAGACGCUCUCUUUACCAACGUACAACGUUUUAUACGAGAUCUUGACAGACAAUAUUAGUCAACAAAUAUUGUAUACGAGGCAUCCCGAACCAGAAUCACAUCAUCGAAUAGAGAGUGCAAAUAUUCUCAAAGUAGUGGCAACAUUAAUUCGUCAAUCGAAGCGAACUGAGCAACUGCUUGAUGUAAAGAAAUUGUUUCUCUCUGACAUGACGUUACUUUGCAACAACAAUCGUGAGAACAGACGAACCGUCUUACAAAUGUCAGUGUGGCAAGAGUGGUUGAUUGCAAUGGCUUAUAUUCAUCCUAAAAAUACAGAAGAGCAGAAAAUAUCAGACAUGGUUUACUCCUUGUUUCGAAUGUUGCUUCAUCACGCCAUCAAGUAUGAAUACGGUGGAUGGCGAGUAUGGGUCGAUACUCUGGCCAUUGUUCAUUCUAAAGUUUCUUACGAAGAAUUCAAACUCCAGUUUGCUCAAAUGUAUGAACAUUACGAGAGACAGCGCUGUGACAAUAUAACUGAUCCUGAAUUAAGACAACAGAGGCCAAUUAGCACAAUUUCAGGAUGGGACCAACACCACCCAGUGACGAAUGGUUACACAAAACCGACAACGUGGGUUAAUCAACAACAGUUGGAAAUACAGCAUGUAAAUGAAUUCGAUCCGCCUGAAAAUAACGACCGAUUAGAGGAAUCGUGCAGUUGUGAUUUAAAUUCGAUUGACAACACUGAAAGCGAUGGAAGUCCUGCACUCGUCAAAUCACGUAGUGAAACAGUUGACACUCAACAAUCUAGCGACGUUGUUUCCCUUGAUUCUAGACUUAGCGAUAAACCUGAAACACCGACAACGGCUCGAGAGAAUCACGUCGAACCUCUGACAAUUUUGGAGAACCAAAGUGGUCAGGUUUCGCCAGUGACAACAACUCAAGAAGCCAGCGAAACUUUUUUAACUGAGAGCUCGAAUGAGUUUUCCAGUGAAAAGGUUGAAAGCUCAAGUCCAGACUCGAUGAUUCAUGAAACUUUAACAAAGGACAAAGAAACAAUCAGUCACAUUCAAGAAUUGGAUGUAUCCUUUACGACAAAAGACACGGAAGACACAACUUCCGUUUCUCCUUUUGAAGAUGCCGAAGACAUCGAGGACAAGAAGGAAGAGGAGAAAACUGAAAUAAAAGAAGAACAAAGUACAGAAGAAAAAAAGGUGGAGGAAGAUGAAGGAAGUAUAUUAGAAACAGAAGGAACUACUGAAGAGAAGGAAACAGAAAAAGAGAAAAUGUUCGAAAACGAGAAAGAAAAACAGGAAAUUUCAGACAGAAAUGAAGAAAAAGAAAAUGUGGAGCAACUUGAAAAGUCACCAUCAAAGGAAUUAAAUGAAGAACCGAAUGCGGCGAAUGAAGAAAACGAAGUAGUCAGUGAAGAAUUCAAAUCCGCGUCAGAGUCUCAAGAAGAUUCCGAGUUGACAGCAGAGGAAUGUAGAAAAGUAUCUAUUGUCGAGGAAACAACUGACGACAGCGAACUAGAGAAGGAAGUUUCCAUUUCAAACAAUACAGUAUCUGAAACGAACCAUGCGAAAGAAGAGAUUGAACAGAAUGAAGAAGACAAAGACAAAGACAAAGAGUGUUUGGAAAUAAGUCUUAAUUGCUCAACUAGCGUAGUGCAAAACGCCGAAAACUCUCAAGUAGGGAUUAAAGAAUCGGAAAUAUUAGAAGAUAGUACGUUAAUUAGGGAUGAGGGUGAAAGUGAUGUUAUAGAUAGUAGCAAGAAAGAGGAUCAUCCCGAGGAAGAGUCGAAUCAAGGUGAAUCUAGCGAGCCGUCCAAUAUUUCUACUAGCUUAAGUGAUAAUGCGGACCUUCCAGUGAGGACUAACGACGAGGAAGUAACGGAUAGUGUUUGUAAAAAUAGCGAUGUUCAAACUUGUGUAGAUAAUGUGAUGCAAGUGCCAAACUCGACGCAGCAAAUUCCAACAAUGCCUACAGUCUGUGAUGAUGUAAUUACAAGUUUACAAGACGGUGUGCCUGAAAACGAUAGUUCUAAUGUGAUUGCAAAAGACAAUCCGUUACCAAAUGGCUCAAGUUCACCAAACGAGGAAUACGUCAAACGAAAAAUGAGUUUAUCAAAUAUACAAAUCUCCGAGGAAAAUGUAGAUUCUGCUUCUAGUGAACACUCCGCCCUGUCGGCGUCCAACAAACCAUACACCUCGCCACAGAAACGACCAAGGAGUGCCUCGACUUCCACGCAAGUCGAUCCAAAUCAAUUUGAUUCAAAUAGAGCAGUUUCAGCAGCCGCAGCGGCAGCUACUACCGCACGGCAAGCAACUAAUCCUUCCACGAGGCCAAUGUUCAGUCCAGGGCCAACGCGACCGCCGUUCAGGAUACCAGAAUUCAAGUGGUCUUAUAUUCAUCAAAGACUACUGUCGGAUGUUUUAUUUUCUCUCGAAACUGAUAUUCAAGUUUGGAGAAGUCAUUCGACGAAAUCAGUCCUUGACUUUGUCAAUAGUAGCGACAAUGCGAUAUUUGUGGUGAAUACGGUACACCUCAUAUCUCAACUUUCUGACAAUCUUAUUAUGGCCUGUGGUGGAUUACUGCCUCUUUUAGCUUCUGCAACUUCACCAAAUAGCGAAUUGGACGUGAUUGAGCCAACUCAGGGUAUGCCAAUCGAAGUAGCAGUCUCAUUUCUUCAAAGGCUAGUCAAUAUGGCUGAUGUACUUAUUUUUGCAAGUUCGUUGAACUUUGCUGAUCUGGAGGCUGACAAAAAUAUGUCCAGUGGUGGAAUUUUAAGACAGUGUUUACGUCUGGUCUGUACAUGUGCCGUUAGAAACUGCUUAGAGUGUAAAGAACGUGGCAGAACGUACAGCAUGUUAGGUCGUCAGAUUGGUUCUAGUAAUAAAUCACAGCACAUACAAUCACUUAUUCGAGGAAUUCAAAUGUCACCCAAGAAUAUCGUGGAUAAUUUAGCGAGUCAAUUAAGUCCUGUCAAAGAUCCAGAGAAACUGCUUCAGGAUAUGGACGUAAAUCGAUUGAGGGCAGUAGUUUACAGAGAUGUUGAAGAAACCAAGCAGGCACAGUUUCUGUCUCUGUCUAUAGUUUACUUCAUCUCUGUACUAAUGGUUUCAAAGUAUAGAGAUAUUUUGGAACCACCAGUAACUCCGCGUCCACCCAGUCCUGUAAAAAUGAUUCAAACAAAUGGGACAAAUCUUCGACCUGGAAGUCCGACAGCGGAUGGAAAUGGUGGUGGAGACGGGCGGCCUCUAUUUCCACAAUGGUCUCACCACGUACACCCUCAGUUCCUUCCGGGGUCACACCCCAACGCCAAUGUCAAUGCCAAUGCCAACCACCACAUCAGCCAGCACCACCACCAGCACCCGCUACCAGCUGCCAGGCACCCUAACAAUCGCCAACUUUCCAACUAUUGUCUCUCGAACCACCAUAAUAACCAUCACAAUCAUUAUCCAAAUAACUUUAACUAUCAUCGGUAUCACUAUCAUCAUCACAAUAACAACAAUCACCAUCACGCGCUUCAAAAUCAUAUCGAUCAGCCCCGAAAUGUCUAUCAUAAUAAUUCUGGUGUUGGUCUGCAAGGAAGUGGUCGAGUGAGCCAUUCGGGAUCACAAGACGAUGGCGAAUAUGAAGUUAUAGUCGUCGAUGAAAAUAAUUCCUCUAUUUUGGCGGAUCACGAUGUUCCUUCCUCUGGUCCGCCCUCGACAAAGGCUGGUCCUAGGCCCCGGAAUAUUCGCGAAGAUUACACCUCGACAGAAACCUCUCUCGGCACUUCUGCGGGACCCGAACUUCUUCCCCGAAAUCCACAGAGCAACGAUUCGAGUGAAGAAAACGGACAGCGAAGUAACAUCACUGGUGAUCCUAGUCUAUCAGAAGUGACAACUGAUAACGAAAACAAGCAAAAUUCAUCAGAAGAAGCUUGGACUGAUGUCAACUUAAACGAGGAGGGAGAUACAGUACCAAUAACAAAUCAAAGAAAUGGAACUAGAAACGUUAAUAAUAUCACACGUUCUCAUGGUGAACUUCCUGAUAGCGAGGGAGAGGUGAUCGACAGAGAAACGUUUUCAAAUGCAGAGCGAGGGGAAAAACCAGUAACAGAAAUAUCAGUUGUUCGAGUUCCUGACCAUUUGAUGGUGACGCCAUCAGCACCAAGAUCUGAUGAUUUACCAAUUAAAGGUCUUGUUGAUCACAUUCCAGUCCCAACACCAACGCGAGAAGCCUCACUAACUCAACAAUUGGAAACAGCUUUGGGAUCUGUGUGUCCGCUGCUUCGCGAAAUAAUGGUUGAUUUUGCACCUUUUCUUUCAAAAACGCUCAUUGGGUCACAUGGACAAGAUUUACUUAUGGAAGGAAAAGGAUUAACGACAUUUAAAAAUAGCAAUUCAGUUGUGGAGCUUGUGAUGUUGUUAUGCUCUCAGGAAUGGCAAAAUUCAUUACAGAAAAAUGCAGGCCUCGCAUUCAUUGAACUUAUAAAUGAAGGAAGACUUCUGUCAUGUGCAAUGAAGGAGCAUAUAGUUCGAGUUUCUAAUGAAGCAGAAUUUAUUUUGAAUAGAAUGCGAGCUGAAGAUGUUUUGAGGCAUGCCGAAUUCGAGUCUCAUUGCGCUCAAACCCUAUUGGAUCGGCGCGAGGAAGAGAGAAAAUGUGAUCAUUUGAUAACAGCAUCCCGAAGAAGAGAUAAUGUAAUGGCUAGUCGUAUUUUGGAAAAAGUUCGCAAUAUUCUUACAAAUAAACAUGGUGCUUGGGGUUAUAUGGAUCCAAUGGCUGCCAAAUUGACAGAAUAUUGGAAAUUGGAUACCUGGGAGGACGACACUCGUCGUCGGAGACGUUUCGUGCACAAUCCUCUGGGCUCUAGUCAUCCCGAAGCAACGCUGAAAGCUGCCUUGGAACAUGGAGCACCGGAAGACGCUAUUCUCCAAGCACGCGAAGAGUUUCAUGCUCACUUAGCUGCUUCGCGUGCAUAUCAACAACAGCUACAAUCUCCAGAUCUUUUGGACGAUAAUGAACUUCUAGUUGACGACAGGGACUUGGAUAAUGAUCUCACUGGUCCUGUAAAUAUUACUGCAAAGGCUAAGUUGAUAGCGCCAGGAAUUGUAGCACCAGGUGUCAUGUCAAUAACAUCAACCGAACUGUACUUUGAAGUGGACGAGGACGACGUCGAGUAUAUGAAAAUGGAUAGUGAGAUACUAAAGUACUGUGAUCAUUUGCAUGGAAAAUGGUACUUCUCGGAAAUUCGAGCCAUCUUUACACGAUCUUACCUAUUGCAAAACGUUGGAAUUGAGAUUUUCCUUUCCAGCAGAUCCUCCAUCUUCUUCGCCCUCCCGGAUCAAGCGACAGUAAAAAAGGUGAUCAAGGCGCUGCCGCGAACCGGUGUGGGUGUCAAGUACGGGAUUCCGCAGACUAGAAGAGCUUCUUUAAUGACACCACGUCAAAUGUUCAGAAUGUCAAAUAUGACGGCAAGGUGGCAACGGCGUGAAGUCUCCAACUUUGAAUACCUUAUGUUUCUCAAUACUUUGGCAGGGAGAACUUACAAUGAUCUCAACCAGUAUCCAGUAUUCCCUUGGAUUCUUUCAAAUUAUGAAACAAAAGAACUUGAUCUUACAUUGCCAAGCAAUUAUCGAGACUUAUCCAAGCCGAUUGGUGCUCUAAAUCCCAGUAGAAAAGCUUAUUUUGAAGAGCGAUUUCAAACUUGGGAACAUGAAAGCAUACCACCUUUUCAUUAUGGAACUCACUACUCCACUGCAGCCUUCGUUCUCAACUGGCUCAUCCGAGUGGAACCGAUGACCACCUUCUUUUUAGCUCUUCAAGGAGGAAAAUUCGAUCAUCCUAAUAGACUGUUUUCUUCUAUCGCUUUAUCAUGGAAAAAUUGUCAACGAGAUACGUCUGACGUCAAGGAACUGAUUCCGGAAUUUUUCUUUCUUCCGGAAAUAUUUGUCAAUAGCAAUCGUUAUCGCUUAGGUGUUCAAGAAGACGGUAGUUCUGUUGGAGAUGUCCAAUUACCACCUUGGGCAACGUCUCCAGAGGAAUUCGUUCGUAUAAAUCGAAUGGCACUUGAAUCCGAAUUUGUUUCUUCUCAACUUCAUCAGUGGAUAGAUUUAAUUUUUGGAUACAAGCAGAGAGGACCAGAAGCUGUAAGAGCGACAAAUGUUUUCUACUACUUGACCUAUGAAGGAAGUGUUGACUUGGAAACAAUUUCAGAUGCCGUAAUGAAAGAAGCUAUAGAAAAUCAAAUUCGAAAUUUCGGACAAACACCGUCCCAGCUUCUCUUGGAACCUCAUCCACCUAGAAAUUCGGCAAUGCAUGCAGUAAGUCUCAAUGGGCCUUUAACAAGUUCCAAGUCUUCUCCAAAUACUGUGCGCUUGAAAAGUACUACUCCGAUGAUGUUCAACAGCAUCCCAGAUGAUGUUUGCAUGACUGCCAAGUUUCCUUCAAAUUCUCCAAUUUGUCAUAUUUCAGCAAAUACACUUCCACAAGUACCUAAUCCGUGCAUUGUAACAAUAACAACUGGUCAUCAAUUUGCCCUCAAUAGGUGGAAUUUAAAUUAUACCGCUUCCGUGCAAUCUCCAAGCUAUGCUGACAAUCCUCAAGUUCAAGUUGUCCAUCAACCAUUUCAAAUGGAUCCAAUGUUGUCACAAGCUACAAACAGUUCAAACGUGGCUCUGCGACGACAUCUAGGUGAUAAUUUUAGCCAAAAAGUGAAAAUCAGAAGUAAUUGCUUCAUAACGACCAUCGACAGUCGAUUCAUAGUAGCAUGUGGAUUUUGGGACAACAGUUUUCGUGUUUUCUCGACUGAAACAGCUAAAAUUGUUCAGAUAAUUUUUGGCCACUAUGGAGUGGUAACAUGCUUAACACGAAGUGACUUAAACGCGAUGACAGAUUGCUACAUUGCUUCUGGAAGCGCUGAUUGUACAGUUCUUCUUUGGCACUGGAAUGCAAGAACACAAACUAUUGUUGGAGAAGGAGAGACCCCUGCACCACGAGCUACACUCACUGGCCACGAGCAACCUGUAACAGCAGUUGCCAUCUCUGUGGAGCUUGGGCUUGUGGUUUCCGGCUCUCACUAUGGUCCAGUGUUAGUUCACACAACUUUUGGUGACCUUCUAAGAUCUCUAGAAGCUCCAAAUGGCUUUUCUUCUCCAGAAAAUUUGGCAAUAAGUAGAGAAGGCUUAGUUGUCAUUAACUAUGAACGAGGACAUAUUGCAGCCUUUACCAUAAAUGGAAAACGUCUACGAUAUGAAUCACACAAUGAUAACCUACAAUGCUUAAUUAUGAGUAGAGAUGGAGAAUACAUGAUGACUGCCGGCGAUAAAGGAAUCGUUGAAGUAUGGCGAACUUUCAAUCUUGCUCUACUUUAUGCCUUUCCAUCAUGUGAGAGUAGUGUGAGAUCUUUGGCGCUUUCUUAUGAUCAAAGAUUUCUCUUGGCAGGAUUAGCGAAUGGAUCUAUCGUAAUAUUCCACAUCGAUUUCAACAGAUGGCAUCAUGAGUAUCAGGAUCGCUACUGAAAUUAUCAUUUUCUUUGGAAAUAAAUGAAAAGAAGUUGUUGCAGUUGCAUUAAUAACAAGACAAAAAUUCCUCCAAUUGAGUAAAUAAGUUCAGAUCUCUGCUGGAAGAGACAAUUUUCUCUUAAUGUACUUAAUGAGAAAAAUUGCUUUAUUUGUCCUUGUUUUCUCCCAUUUAUAUUAAACAUCGAUAAAGACGUAUACGGAAGAGUUGAAGAAGAAAAUAUUUAAAAGACGCUUUGAGGUGACGUGUAGAGAAAUAAAUACAAGACUAGUCAAUUAUGGAGACUUGAUUUCAUGACGAGUGUUUGCAAAUUUUUCGUGCAUACACGCGCGCAGACAUUCACAAUCGUGAAAAAUUGCGGCCCAAGUUACUGAUUGAGUCGCUGUAAAAUGAUGCCAAACUGUGCUUAACUUAUUUUUAUGUAGGUAAUCGAGUGCGUUGGUUUGGACGAUCACUGCUUAAUGCAUUCCAUGUAAAUACGAUCUUCGUUCGUAUUCUGUACAUUGUAAUCAUAAUGCCUUUGAAGUAUAUUUGCACUGUUCCGCGCCAAUGCAAUAUUAUUGCCGCUCAUAGAAAGGUUUCAGCUGUUAGAGAAGCCUGAAGGGUAUGUUGUAAUGAACCAAUCAACACUUUGCAUUAAAGAAAAGAAAAAAAAUCAGAUUAGCACUUCCAAUUUCACACACAUACACACACAAACAAGAUUCGCGUCCUUUAAAGAGAUCCUAAUUUUAUCAAAGCCGUCCAGCUUAACUUUGUGAGGAUAUUUCUUAGUAUUUUCGCAUGCGAGACUUAUAAUAAUAAUAAUAUUAAUAUUAAUAUUAAUAACGAAAAAUUUACUUAUAAAGCGAUGAAUUAGUAGAAACUCGACAUCUCGUCAAAUGUUGAUUAAGAGAGUAAGCAACGUGUUACAGGAUAACAAAAUAAAUGAAAGAGUAAUAUUAAAAUUUUUCUCUACUUUAUUUUUUUCACUACUUUUGGAUAUGUGGAAUAAAGUUCGUUGAAAGAGAAAAAAAUAUAAGAUAACCAGACAAUUUAAGUUCCCGCAUGAUUUCAAUUUAAUUUUUAAUAAUUAUUGACUACCUAUAGUAUGUAGUGUGGAAGUUAUUUUAAAACACCUUUCGAGAAUGAUAUUGAAAACUAUUUUAACUUGUCGUCAUUUUAUAAUAUACGUGACAUUAGUGGCAUUUUGUUAAAACUUUAUUUGUCCUCGUUACAUAUGUAUUUCAAUAAUACUGUCGAGCAUCUUGCGCGUAUCACUUUUGAUCGACAUAUGUAGGCACGGCUUGCAAGUAUUAUGUUAUAAAUUAUACAAAAUAUUUUACAUCGACUUUAGAUAAAAAUUGCACCUUGUCUGCUGGCUGUAAUAAAUAUAAAUAAUAUCUAUUCUGCUCAACACUAUUAGAAACUGUUCUUUUAGAUAGCGCACAUAAUUAGAAAUUUACAUGCAAUAUAAUUAAAAAUAAAAAUUCGCAUACCAUUAGUUUAUGUAAAAAUAUUUUUUAGUUGCGUUACAGAAGUGAAUAAAUCAAAUUUCGUUUCAUCCCAUACUAUUAUUACUUAAAAGAACAGUCACUAUUAGUGAGAGUGUAGAGGAAAAAAUACUUACCGUAAUAGAGCUGAUAUAGAUGAAUAAAUUAGUAAUGCUUUUACAAAAUAAUAGCUUCCACAUUUGCGAAAUAUAAGUGAAAUGUAGGAAGAAAAAAGGAAAAGAAAAAAUGAUAAGUAAUAUAAUUAUAAAUUAAGUAAAUGAAUAAUUUUGCAAUUUCAAUUUUAAAAUUAUAGUUUUCCAAAAAAAAAUUCAAUUCUUGCAUUUGAGAGACAUACAUUAACCGCAAUGAAAUAUAAAAUAUUGAAGAACAAGUUUCAUUAAUAGUUUUUGCGAUUGUAAUAUUUAUUUAAGGAAAAAAACUCAAAAAAGAAAAUUAGAUAUGCGUACGCAAUAUUAUGUGUAAAAAUUGCGAGUUAAAUCGUAAUAAAAAAAAUGCGUUCAGUGAGUGAGAGAGAGAGAGAGAAAAAAGGAAUAAAACUUUUUAUAUUUGUUCAUAGAUGUGCGAAGCAAGUAUGUUGCAAUUAUUCGAAACAAGCCAAUUCCCUCCAUAUUGCUAUGUAAAAGAAAUUAUUUCAAAUCAAUUUCUGUCCAAAAAUUAUAUAAUUAUCAACUUCUGUCUGAGAAUAAUAAUGCUACUAUUUUAAAUAGCUAAUAUGUAUACAUACAUAUGUAUAUAUUUAUAUAAAUAAAAAACAUGUAUCUUUGCAUAUAUUAUAUGUCAUAUAUAUAUUGUUGCUAAUAAUAUACGUACAUAGAUGCAAAGAUGCAUAUUCGAAAAAUUAUUGUACUAACGUGCGAAAUAUAGAUUUGUAUAUUCGACAAAGUACGCGUAUUUAAUAUUUAUGUGUCAAGAGCCAUCAUUUUGAUCGCCGGUUCUGUAAUUGUACUUGUAAAUGCGACAUAAUGUGUAUGUAAAGGUUUGAGAGGUUCACGAAUUCCCUCGUUGACCAAGUAGCGUCAUUAAUGUUUAUAUUUAUAACAAUGAUAUCAUUGUUAGGGUGAACGCAACUUAAUUAUUAAUAGCUAGUAAUAUCAUUUUUCUUGUAUUAUUUUUAAAAUCUUUGAUGCAUUUCUAGAAAGAGAGCGAGAGAGAGAGAGAGAGAGAGAGAGAGAGAGAGAGAGAGAGAGAGAGAGAGAGAAACUUGUUGAAAGUGCAAUAUACAUUUAUAAAGCACUAGUACAUUAAUUAGGUCAUUUUGUAAAGCUCAAUAUGAGGCGAGUCGAUUUUUGAAACUUUAAUUUUCAUUUUUCAAGAAUUACUAAUUGUGAGGAAAUAUUGACAAAAAUAAUAAUUCGAGCAUUAUCAUUGCCAUGCAUAUGCAUACACCUCAUUUGCGCCACUUAAUGGAUACAUAGAGACAAAGUACAUAAGUCAUUGCUAAUUAAUCAAGCUCUAAUGCUUAUUUUAUACUUAGGAUUAUUAUAACGUUUUAACAUUAUUGUAUUCUAGACUAACUAGUAAUAAUCUGUAAAGAUUACGUAAUAAAAUAAUAAUAAAAUAAUAAUAAAAAUAA
This is a messenger RNA of Leptopilina boulardi, 14361 nucleotides long. It is a transcript of the gene rg, whose product is annotated as neurobeachin. Gene Ontology annotation, molecular function: protein kinase binding. The record is from RefSeq and is a predicted model, not a curated record. The transcript is spliced from 53 exons. Gene Ontology annotation, biological process: intracellular protein localization. Gene Ontology annotation, cellular component: cytosol; membrane. The coding region runs from base 1395 to 11297 and encodes 3300 amino acids. NCBI's taxonomy places the organism in Eukaryota, Metazoa, Arthropoda, Insecta, Hymenoptera, Figitidae.